AUGGUGCCGCUGACGCCGGAGCAGCUGGAGCAGCAGGCGGCAGCCAAGCUCUUAGAGGAGGAGGAGGAGCGGCGGAAGGCGCGCAAGCGGAAGAAGGGGCGGAUCAGGGAGCUGGAGGAGAUCCGCGCAGAGCUGGCAGAGAAGGAGCUGGUGCUGCUAGAGAAGGAGAAGGAGCUGCUUGAGAAAGACCAGACCGUGAUGGUGCUGCGGGAGGAGCUGGAGAUAGAGAAGAAGCUGCGGGUGCUGCUGACCAAGGAGAAGGAGAAGGCAGAGGAGGAGGCUUCGCUGGCCAUGGGCUUGUGCACAGGCGGCUCCAUGCUGCCCUGA
Messenger RNA from Chlorella variabilis, 327 nucleotides. Its product is annotated as expressed protein. The transcript has 5 exons. The coding region runs from base 1 to 327 and encodes 108 amino acids. The record is from RefSeq and is a predicted model, not a curated record. NCBI's taxonomy places the organism in Eukaryota, Viridiplantae, Chlorophyta, Trebouxiophyceae, Chlorellales, Chlorellaceae.